Rubroshorea leprosula is the source of this 1370-nucleotide messenger RNA. The record is from the annotation of a GenBank genome assembly. NCBI's taxonomy places the organism in Eukaryota, Viridiplantae, Streptophyta, Magnoliopsida, Malvales, Dipterocarpaceae.
AAACCGAACAGAAAUGGCGGUACCAGCGAGGCGCAAUGGUCUCUAAUGGAAGAAGACGACGAUCACGAGGACGAGAACUCUCUUUUCGAAGGUGAAGGUCUCAACGUUGAAAUUGAAUCUGACACGCCUCCUCAUCUCCGAGAACUCACCGUCGGUGCCCAGCUCGGCGACGUUGAUGCCCUCCGCCGUGCGAUAGGAUAACUUAAAUGGCGGCAUUAAUGAGCCUGCAGAAGAUGGGGACACAGCUCUCCAUCUCGCCUGUCUAUACGGCCAUCUGCCUUGUGUCCAGAUCAGUGCCUCAUAUUUAACAGCCUGCUCCACUCCCUCUCUACGUUAUCCCUAAAACAAUAGGAGGAAGUAUUAUUCUUAUUUAUGGUCAAGAAAUUUGUUCCCAUGCAGCUACUCUUGGAGAGAGGGACUAAUUUGGAGGCAAAGGAUGAGAUGGUGCAGUUCCUCUACACGAUGUUUGUUCAGGAGGUCUGUUACAAUUGCAAAUUUUUGUUACCCUGAAUUUUUCCUCUAUUCUUGUACUGGCUUUACUUGAUCUCCAUUUUAAUGACUGCUUCAGGAUUUACUGAGAUGGUACAACUUCUGCUUAACAAUGCUAAUCAUGCCAACUAUGUGAAAAUGUUGCUUGAAUCAGUUGAAAUGGAAGCUGAUACUGUGAGUACUACAUAAAUCUUAAUAUCAUGAGUUUUACUUUUACUCCUUACUCGUUGAUGAAAACCUAAAGUUGGUGAAUUCUCUUUUCCUUGGCUUAGUAAACUGCACGAUUUCCAUUACUACAAGAAAAACCAGACUAAUGUUUAGCCCAUGUAUCUACUGAAUAAAGGAUACUUAAAAGGGGGCUGAAGAAUGGAGCAGUUGCCCCUCUUCCAACAAGAGGUGAGCAUGUGGAUAUUAUAAGAUUGUUGCUGGCUUCAGGAGCUUCUCCCACAAAGACAAAUGUAUAUAGAAAGGUUAGAUAAUUUUAUAUAUAUAUAUAUAUAUAUAUAUAUAUUUUUUUUUUUUUCUCUCUUUUUUUUAAAUAUAUUUCAAACUAGAGAAUGGUGCACUCCAAGUGAGCCGGCUGAUCCAGAUACAAAAGCUAGGAGAGUUUUGGAGGCAGCUACUGGUGCUGAGACUUGUCAAUGAAAACUAAAUUGAUUGUUCUCUAAAUAUACCAUUAGCUACUCUCUUUUUGGGGGGUGGUUGUGGUUGGUCAUUGUUUGAUCCCAUGCAGCAGUAGGUAGACCAUUAGUGCAAUAGGAUAGGGUUUCAGUAUUCUUUCGUUAUUUCAUAUAUAGCAUCCGAAUGUCUUAAAUGACUGCAAUUUCAAGUCAUUUGUCUGUUCCAUGACACAUUUAUACCAAUAAUAUUUUUAUACGAAA